CAGUUUGGGCUGAACAAGAGGACGAACAUCUGCCCCCAGGUUCCGCUAUUUUAAGACGAGACAUCGCUAGUUACAUGUAAGCUGACGUGACUGAUACCAGCGCUGGUUGGCUUCAACUCUGACUUGUGGCUUAAUUUGAGCACUGCACCUUUAAAAAACAAACUGUUCCCAGUUUUCAUUCCCAACUGACGACCGGUGGCCACGUACGGCUCCGUGCUCCAACGGUUAUCUCACGGUCUGCUCGUUAACGGUAGACUACUUUUAUCAGCGAACGACAUUAGCUAUUUGAAUUACUUUGAAGUUCUUUUUUCUCGCCGGAGGUGGCGGAGGAUAAAGUUUUGAAUGAAUGUUCCCCGCUGGGAGUGUAAGGCGGGAGGAGGGGGCAGUUUGUGGGGUCGCCUAGGCUAUCGGAUCUGGGAUCGGCUCACAUUUAUAAACAGACAGACGGCGGCUUGUUCGGGGCAGAGCUGAGCUGAACGGGCGGCCGUUUCACCGAGGAGGACGCGGAGUUUUAAACUUUUAAUUGUUGACCUCGGACGAUUAAAAGACGAAGGGGGGAGUUUUGGAAUAACAGAAAAGUUUCACCGCGGGUCUGGAGCCCUGUCCUGUCAAGACUACGAGCUGCUGGACUGUAAGCUAAAACUCUGGAAAUAACGUUACUCUGUAACUCUAAACAUUACAGACUUGUGAUUUAGUUAGGCUUUAGCCUUUUAAGAUAACAACUUGUAACUUUUCUUUACUGAAGCAGAAACUCAAAGUAUCUUCAAAAUGGAUAAAUACGAGGAUUUAGGACUCGAGGCGAGUAAAUUUAUCGAGGACCUAAACAUGUAUGAAGCAUCCAGAGAUGGUUUAUUUCGCACGAGGAAGGAUGCGGGAAAUAACCCCGACUUUGAAGAGACAAGAAAAGUUUUUGCCUCCAAAAUGACUAAAAUACACAUGCAGAAACACCAAGAGGAGAUGGCAAAAAACAACAAUGCCAUGAAAAUGAAUGGGGGCCACAGCAGCACAUACUGCACCAAAGACAGACCGCCCAUCAAUAGUUACAGACAGCCGGGUGAAGCGGCAGCGAAGCCCCCGAUAGUCUCUGGCCCUGUGCCAGGCACCACGGCUGGGACUCAGUCCGCACCGUUUGACGGCCAGAAACACACAAUCAUUCAGUCUGAGCUUCCAGCCGGCAAGGCAUAUGGCUACGGAAAUAAUUAUGAAAAUAUGGAGCGCUUAGAGUCACAUUCAUAUCAGCACAGCACCCAUACUCCCCCCAGUCCAGGAAACGCGCCUCAUAGCACGCCCGCGCAUGCUCGUCAACCAGUCAGCCAGCCGGCUCCUUGGGCCCCAUCCACGGAGAGCCAGCUCUCCCCAUCUUGGUCUGGGUCUGGGAGUUUAUCUCAGGAGCAGCCCCAGCGCCAGUCUGUACCUCCCACCGCCACCAGUCUAACAUCCCACCAGAAUCAGGCUGUCACCCCAUCUGUAAACCGGAGUCCACCCUCCUCAGCCGGGCCAGCCAGGGGAUGGGCCGGAGAGCCCUCUGGCUCCGCAAAACCGGACCUCAUCCCUGCCCUGCCUUUGAGUGCCUUCACAGGAGGAGCUGACUUCCCCAUUCAGCAGCACUCCACACAGUCUGGAGCCCAUUACGCACCACCUUCUCUAACCUCAAGGCCCUCUGCCAGCCACAAUGGUACUGUGGCAGCUUCCUUGCUCCCACCGGCACCUUCUGAAACACCUCAACCCAAAGCCCUGGUGACACCUGCUGCCUUGAUCCCUGGUAACGUCUCUAAAAUCAGCAGCCAGGGUCAAGGUCAGAACCAAAAACCCGGCAGUGGACAGGCCGUCAGUGCUGAAGCUGAAGUCCUGUGCCCCCCUAAGCCUGUCCAACUACUCUGCCAGCCUCUCCUCACGCAGCCCCCUGCACAGGGGCCCUCAACAGCGGAAAUAAAAUUAGAAGCCCUCACUAAGCGGCUCGAAAAAGAGAUGGAUGCCCAACCAAAGGCUGACUACUUUGGAGUCUGCGUUAAGUGCAACAAGGCGGUGUACGGAGCCAACCAGGCCUGCCAGGCAAUGGGUAGCCUCUACCAUGACAGCUGCUUUACCUGCAGCGCCUGCAGUCGAAGGCUGAGAGGGAAGGCGUUCUACUAUGUUGGAGGGAAGGUUUUCUGUGAAGAGGACUUUCUGUACUCUGGUUUCCAGCAGUCUGCAGACAAGUGCAACGCAUGUGGACAUCUGAUCAUGGACAUGAUCCUGCAGGCCCUCGGGAAGUCGUACCACCCCGGCUGUUUCCGCUGUGUCAUCUGUAAUGAGAGCCUUGAUGGAGUGCCCUUCACUGUGGACACUGAAAAUAAGAUCUACUGUCUCAAAGACUACCACAGGGUCCUGGCGCCUAAAUGUGCAGCCUGUAACCAGCCCAUCUUGCCCUCAGAGGGGUCUGACGAAACCGUUCGUGUUGUAUCCAUGGACAAGGACUAUCACGUGGAAUGCUAUCACUGUGAGGAAUGUAAGAUGGAGCUCAACGACGAGGAGGGUCACCGCUGCUACCCUCUGAACGGCCACCUCCUCUGCCACUCCUGCCACCUGAAGAACAUCGAGCUGGGCUGCUCCUCUUCCAGCGGCGCCUCCUCCUACUAAUGCCUCUGUAGGUGGAGUGAGACACCUGGUGGAUUUACAGAGGAGUUGCCACAAGAGUGUCAGACAGCAGUGGUGGCGAUGUACAAUUCUUGUUGUAGAGGAUUGAUUCAUGCAAUGCAUCAGGUCAUACUUGUGGUUUGAUAUGUAUUUUCACAGGAAUGUUAAUGAAGUUUAUGCCUCAUGAGGUUUUGACCCCAUAAUGAAGUACACCAAAACCUUACUUUGAAUGCAGUUAAGCAUUAUGUUAUAUUCUGCAUACAUACUUGGCAGGUGUUGCCAUGUUGUUGUUUUUUAUGUAAAUAUCAGUUGUGUUGGCUGUGUAAAUAUCUGAUAGUCAACUUGUUUUAGAUAUGGUGUACCUUCAACUUCACGUUUGCACUUCAGCUCUGAAUUUAAUUUCAAGAUUGAUUCAUAAAUCAUCUGCCUGAAGAUUCUAAUAAUGAUAAUCAUUUACACAAAAUAUAAUUAAGUCCACUGUUGAAUGUGAGACAAAUCACAGCUACCUAAUGUUUCAGUCGGAGAGAAAGGAUCAUCUGCUGGCUCAUUAACUAAGAUAUUAAUGGAAAUAAUUGGUUUAAUCAUGUGAUAGUCUGGAUGCCUAUAGUGCCUCCACCAUACGUUUCUACAUGCAAUAAUAUCAGUUUGUAUGUAUUUACAUAUGAGUAAUACAUAGAAAGUAACAUUAUUUGAACAUUAUUUUAAAAAGUCAUAGCAUAACAAUAAAUCGUUUUCAAUUUGUUAACCAGUUACCACUUUAUAGAAAGGGUUUGUUUUCUUCUCAAAGUGGUUAACAGCGAUAACCAGAGCCUUGAGUGUUGGUAUUUUUCCAUAUACAAAUUCCAUUAUGCAAUAAAUUAGAUCAAACAAUCAUUUUUAUACACAACCAUUCCAUAGAAAUGUUAAAUAAUGCCAUUAUCCUUGAUGUUGCUACACCUUUGUGUCCUUACCAAUUCACAGCCAUGUAAACAUUUUUAUGACAUUUCUGUCUUGCUUAAAUUUGAGUAAGAAUGCUUAUUUUGUACUUUUCCAGGUUAUACUGUUCUGUAGUAAAUAAACCAAUAAGCCAAUAUUUGUCACAUACAGUCUGCUCCAAGCAGACAGACAGAUUUGCAAACUCUCUAUUUACCGAUGAAGAUGUUGGUAUUAGGCCUGGACAUCUAUGUAUUUUGUUACUGUGGUGUCCGAACGAUAAUGCUGCGUGAUGUGUUGAGAAGAAAUCCGCUUGACACUGUUCUUGAUUAUAAAAGUUUAUUACAUCAAAGAAUUCAGCAUCAAUUACAAGCUCUGCAGCAGCUUGG
Messenger RNA from Micropterus salmoides (largemouth bass), 3917 nucleotides. RefSeq names its product Wilms tumor protein 1-interacting protein (gene limd1a). Gene Ontology annotation, molecular function: transcription corepressor activity. Bases 769 to 2619 code for a protein of 616 amino acids. Gene Ontology annotation, cellular component: transcription regulator complex; nucleus; adherens junction. Lineage: Eukaryota; Metazoa; Chordata; Actinopteri; Centrarchiformes; Centrarchidae. Gene Ontology annotation, biological process: response to hypoxia; negative regulation of hippo signaling; regulation of DNA-templated transcription. The record is from RefSeq and is a predicted model, not a curated record. The transcript is spliced from 8 exons.